This is a messenger RNA of Saccostrea echinata, 864 nucleotides long. Its product is annotated as fibrinogen-like protein A. The transcript has 6 exons. The record is from RefSeq and is a predicted model, not a curated record. NCBI's taxonomy places the organism in Eukaryota, Metazoa, Mollusca, Bivalvia, Ostreida, Ostreidae. Bases 1 to 864 code for a protein of 287 amino acids.
AUGAAAAUUUCAGUGAGGCAAUGUGCUGCUGAAUGUGUAAGGAAUGAGAAUUGUUAUUCGUUUGAUUUUUGUAGAGAAGAUGAUUUUAAGACAUGUCACAUUCACAAUCAAGACGAAAACAGCGACUUUAUAUAUGAGAAUGGACUAUGCAGACGUUUUAAGCUGAUUUGCAAGCCUGGUUUUACGAAGCCUUGUCGGUGUCCCUCUAAUUUGGGAAAACAACGCUGCGAAUACAGAUAUGAUUGUCAAGGGAAGUUGGUGGAGCAAAAUACAGCUACUUACCGCUUUUGGCGACUGUUUUCCUCUAAUGAUUGGCGUGAACUUCUGUGUGAAAUGACCAUAGAUAAUGGCGGAUGGAUCAUUUUUCAACGACGAGUGGAUGGCAGCACAGAUUUUUACAGGAACUGGACCGAAUAUGAGAAUGGAUUUGGUGACCUCACUGCUAGUUUCUAUAUGGGAAACAGUCCUCUCUAUGAAAUUGUAAAAACUGGAGACUACGAGCUUAGAAUUGAAUUAGAAGAUCAAGCUGGGCAGAGGAGAUUUGCUGCUUACACUGACUUCUUUCUGGGAGGGCCCAAUACUUCCUAUACACUUCAUGUGUCAGGAUAUCAUGGAAACGCAGAUGACGGUCUUAAAUAUCAUAAUGGCAUGAAGUUUUCUACUUUCGACAAUGAUAAUGAUAUCCAUGAAUCAGGGAAUUGUGCUGUCGACUUUCGAGCUGCUUGGUGGUACCUUAAUUGCUACCACAGCAACUUAAAUGGAGUCUAUGGGAGACACGAUGGUGGAAUGUAUUGGUUUCCUUGGCAAGGAUUUCAUCAGUCUUUAAAAUCAACUAUGAUGAUGGUUAGAAAGAAGAUUCUUUGA